AAAGCUACACGAACUCCUAAGCUAACAACAUUCACUCGGGGAGAGAGAGUCGGAGAUAGACAAUACAAAUAUACAAUAAAGCAAUCUUUUCUUUUGCUUUCUUUGUUUCUUUCUUCGUUUCUGCAACUAGAAGAAGUUGAAGAAGAUCGAAGAAUUUUUGUUGUUGUUUAUCCUCUUCCUAUAUAAGAAAAAAACAAGGCGUGGGGUCUGUUUUCAUUUCUGGCCUUGCGAUUCCGAUAAAACUCUCAGCUUCCUUCAAAAGCCCAUCCAAAUCCACUUCUCUCUCUCUCUCUCUAUCAUUAUACUAUAUUUUUAGGCAUAUUUUUACCUUUUCCUUUCCCCCAUCUCUCUCUCUUUCUCUCUCUGUGUCUCUUGGCUUUUCUCCUCCCGUUCUCAUGGAAGCUUCACCCAAUGAUCGACUUCAUUUUGGCAAAAUGGGUUUCGGGUGCCACCAUUACAGGAGGAGAUGCCAAAUCAGAGCUCCAUGUUGCAACGAAGUCUUCGAUUGUCGCCAUUGUCACAACGACAGCACCAGCACAUUGCGCAAUAUCUACGACCGUCACGAUCUUGUUCGCCAAGAUGUUAAACAAGUGAUUUGCUCUGUUUGCGAUACGGAGCAGCUGGCAGCUCAAGUUUGUUCGAAUUGUGGUGUCAACAUGGGAGAAUACUUUUGCGAUAUCUGCAAAUUCUAUGAUGAUGAUACUGAGAAAGGACAGUUCCAUUGUGAUGACUGUGGAAUUUGCAGAGUUGGAGGGCGUGAGAACUUCUUCCAUUGCAAGAAGUGUGGAUCUUGUUAUGCGACUAGUCUGCGCAACAACCAUCGCUGUGUUGAGAAUUCGAUGCGACAUCACUGUCCUAUUUGUUACGAGUACCUUUUUGACUCUCUAAAGGACACAAAUGUGAUGAAAUGCGGACACACAAUGCACCAAGAAUGCUACCACGAGAUGAUCAAGCGUGACAAGUUUUGUUGUCCGAUUUGCUCGAGGUCAGUGAUUGAUAUGUCAAAAACAUGGCAGAGACUGGAUGAAGAGAUCGAAGCCACUGCUAUGCCUUCUGAUUACCGCGACAAGAAGGUUUGGAUACUAUGCAACGACUGUAAUGACACAACAGAAGUGUACUUCCACAUAAUCGGACAGAAAUGUGGGCAUUGUCGAUCUUACAACACACGAGCGAUUGCGCCUCCUGUUCUUCCUCAAUGACAAACCAAGAUCUAUCAUGUAAUGCCAUCAGAAAGCAAGCAAGAACUUUUUGUUGCAAAAAACUGGGGCAAAGUUGAUGAUCGCUUAUAACAGGAAAAGGAAAAAAAAAAAGAAAAAAACGAUUGAUGAUCAGUAACGAUUAUUGGUCACAAUAGCAAAACACACAUUUGUCUUCUUCAUGAUUGGAUUUGUUGUUCUCUUGUAUUGUCAUAUUUUACUAUUUGUGUUUGGGGGAUGGAAAUUGAGGAUGAUGUAUAAUAUACUCUAUAUAUAUUCUUGAUCCAGGAAAAAUCACCUGGAUAAUAUGUUUUCAAGGAUUUGUUGAAAACUAA
Molecule: messenger RNA, 1531 nt
Organism: Capsella rubella
Lineage: Eukaryota; Viridiplantae; Streptophyta; Magnoliopsida; Brassicales; Brassicaceae
Product: E3 ubiquitin-protein ligase MIEL1
Exons: 12
Coding region: 396-1199 (267 amino acids)
Biological process (GO): ubiquitin-dependent protein catabolic process; protein ubiquitination
Cellular component (GO): nucleus
Molecular function (GO): zinc ion binding; ubiquitin protein ligase activity
Source: RefSeq, a predicted model, not a curated record